AUGGAAAAAAAUGUUUCCAGUUCCCCAAAAUCUGUCGAGACACCCACGCCCGUCGAGGGUACACAACAAGAAUAUUCUCCACCCAAACAAUUACUUCCCAUUAGGCCCCCAUUUCCACCGACCAUUAGUGUUGAGGAUUUAAUCAUCUCCAGACCUAACGGCGAAAAGCCCUCCAAAGCUUCCAAUGCAUUUAUGAUUUAUCGGAAGGCUUACGUCAGGGAGUUGCAUUCGAGAGGCAUUAAUCUUCAGAUGACACAAAUUUCUCCGAUAGUCUCUGAAUCAUGGAAAAAGGAGCCUGAGGGUGUUAAAGAAGAAUAUAAACGUCUUGCCGAAGCUGCAAAAAAAAGAUACAAAGAGAUUUGGCCGGCAAAACAAAAACGUCGACAUCGAAAGAAACAGCAGCUACCCAUUCCUUCCUAUCUUUUGUUCGAAGAUGCUUCAAAGCCAUAUACUGCGCAGCCUGGAGACACUUGGCAAGUUCCUUCUUCUUGGCAAUCGCCAUCCGAUCCAUCCUUAUCCACCUCGAGCAAUAACAUUCAAACCAACAAUUCCACUUAUGCUCUAUCGUCGUCUAACAAUAAUAACGAAAAUCCUUUGGAAAUUUAUGGUGCUGGACACGACAUACCAUCCAGAGGAAGCAUAAAUUUAUCAUCAAAUGAACGCCCUGAAUUUCAACGAGGGAGUGGGCCUACUGGACAAACAGAUCGAAAGCUUUUGAUACUGACAUAUCAUCAAUUAAUGAACAAUUGGCACAAGGAGCUCAGUAGUCACAGCACACAUCCUUACCGAACUUUCAGUGAAGCCAUGGGGGUUCCCCUUUUCUCUAUUCAUCUAGUAUAA
Acaulospora morrowiae is the source of this 840-nucleotide messenger RNA. NCBI's taxonomy places the organism in Eukaryota, Fungi, Glomeromycota, Glomeromycetes, Diversisporales, Acaulosporaceae. The record is from the annotation of a GenBank genome assembly.